AUGGUCCGACCCGGUGGGGGCAGCCGGAGAGCCAAACCGGCCCCCAGGCGUAAGGGCCCAGCUGCCGCCGGACAGAUGGCGCCGAGGACUGAGGCCUGGACUGAGGAGCGAGGAGAUAAGGCUGCCAGCCGCGGUGGGGGCACCCGGGGCGGACGGGUUUGCUGGGUGCCUCUGGCCAAGAACGAGAAGGGCAAUGACGUGAGGACGCGCUCUCGGGUUCCACAAGCCUUAGCGGGCACCAAGCACUGCCAGCGGGAGGCGGCUGGCCCGGUCUCUCCGGCCAGCCUCCAGGACGGGAGCGCGCUGACCUCUCCGGAGGAGAGCCGGGGAGCCUGGGCAGGCACGAGGGGGUCCCCGCCCCCGCCCCCUCCCCCCCGCAGCGGGGAACCAGCCCAGCCCAAGCGCGGGGUGGGGGGGUUGGGAGCGGGAGCCCGGGCGUCACCCCGAGAUAAUGAGGGCGUGGCGAGCGCCAUGGCACCUCGUUCCGCGGAGGCCAGGGCCUACGCCGAGGCCCCGCUUCCCCGGCGCGCGCGGCGGAGGGGCGGCCCCCGGGGGCUGGGGGGACGGGACUCGCCGCCGCGGAGCCUGACCAAGUGUGGCGGCCGCGCGGGGCCUGGGGCGUUGGCGCGGGGCCGCCCGCCUUCCGCUGCUCCCUGCGAUUCGGCCCCGUGCUGCCCCCCCCCCCCCGACCCCGAGGAGCCCCCGGGCCGCCAGCCAGAGCUCCGGACGGUCUACCUGUCUCCAGCUUGA
This is a messenger RNA of Zalophus californianus (California sea lion), 750 nucleotides long. RefSeq names its product wiskott-Aldrich syndrome protein homolog. Bases 1 to 750 code for a protein of 249 amino acids. Lineage: Eukaryota; Metazoa; Chordata; Mammalia; Carnivora; Otariidae. The record is from RefSeq and is a predicted model, not a curated record. The transcript is spliced from 3 exons.